AUUCCCAAGUCUGUUUAUUUUUAUUGCAAAACGAAUUUAAAAACAAGUAGUCGGUAGGCAGCAAAGCGUCGGGUGCUGCUUGGUGCUCUUAUAAACAAUUCGCACUUAAUGCCGAUAAUUAGUUGUUAUCACCGAUGCUUGUUUGCUACACACAAAAGCAGCAGCAGUAGCAAUAAUUUUUAUUGAACUUCGACUCCUCAGAACUCGAACUUUGUCAUUUCUCUUCACACACGCUCGCAUACACGCACACACACAUGCAGUUGCCAGCGUCAGUGGAUGUGAAUCAAUAACAAAACCCCAACAACAACGACGACAACAACACAGCCCGAGAAACUUACAGCGUCAUUUUUGGGUGUCUGCACUUGCACAAGAUAAUUAGUUAUUGCAAGCAAUGGCUGGCAUUGAGGAGCGUUUCCAGGCGGCUGUCAACGUGAUCAAGGGACUGCCCAAGAAUGGUCCCUAUCAGCCCAGCAUGAGCAUGAUGCUCAAGUUCUAUGGGCUCUUCAAGCAGGCGUCGGAGGGCAAUUGCUCACCAAAGAAGCCGCCCUUCUGGGAUGUAGUUGGGCGUGCCAAAUGGGAUGCGUGGAAUAGCAAUCGAAAUUUGAGCAAGGAGCAGGCAAUGCAACGCUAUGUGGAAAGCCUGCAGGAAAUCAUUGAGACAAUGUCGUUUACGGAAAAUGUGCAAAACUUUGUCGGCAGCCUCGAAGGCCUGACCAAUAUAAAUUUGGAUGAACUGGAGCUGAUAUCGCCGGGUAUGCGUGAGCUGGCCGAAUCGCAUCCCAAUUCCCCGUUCCAUUCGCGCACAAACAGUCCACAGCAUGGCAGCAGCUCCAAUGGAGUUGGAGUUGGAGUGGUAGAUGCGCCCAUCGUUGCAGCGUCAACGGAGACCCUAACCAAUGGCCACAUGACGCCGCUGACCAAUGGAUACACGAGCAAAACAAGCAACGGCUACGCAGCACAUGACACGAGCAGUAACAACAAUUACACAAACAACAGCAGCGUGGCCAUUGUGGAGCCCUCCGAUGACGAGUACGAUGAUCCCUACGAAACGAUGCUGCCCCAGGAGCUCACAGAAGCGAUUACACACAAUACGGAUCUGCUGCGACAAAUACAGAACACUGUGGCCAGCAUGAACACCGAUAUGGCUGCAGUGCAGCAGCGGGUGCGCUGCAUGGAGCAGUCUCUGCUGGAACUGCGCAAUGCACAAAAGACGCAGGCAGCAGCUGGGCGAAAGCAGCCAGCCUGGUGGCUGUUCAAGGAUAUAUCGCCAUUAUGGUUUGCAGUUCUGGUGCUAUGGCCUUUCUUGGUGCGACGCCUGGCGCGGAUGGUGGAGAGCAGACGCCGCUGACGGCGCAAGGCAUUAGAUUAGCUUAAUCGGUAUGGUAGUUAAAUUAUACUCACGGUUAUGGGGACGAGCUUUGUCUGGCUUGCUUUUAUUCUCGAACGCGUUACACUUCUUGUACAGAGUUGGCCUUGUAUUUAGUUUCUUAAGAUUAUCCAGUUGCAAUAUGUAUAUUUUAUACGUAGAAUGUGUGUAUAUGUAUUUUUUAUGUUAGUAACAAACGAGCACACAUAAGCUAUUAGUUGCACAUUCCCCUCCCCGAUCAACAUAUUUAGUUCGUAAGACGAAGGUUUUGUGCAUUUUGCCCAGGCUGGGCGCGCUUUUGCUUUGACCCACAGCGUUGCCUCUUCACCAAGAGACUGGGGCAAAUGGUUGUAAAACAAUUUGAUUUGUGUUAAUUAUAAUUUUGUAAUAAAGUCAUGUAAAAUGCAGAA
This is a messenger RNA of Drosophila montana, 1776 nucleotides long. Its product is annotated as acyl-CoA-binding domain-containing protein 5. The record is from RefSeq and is a predicted model, not a curated record. Gene Ontology annotation, molecular function: fatty-acyl-CoA binding. Bases 392 to 1348 code for a protein of 318 amino acids. Gene Ontology annotation, cellular component: cytoplasm. Gene Ontology annotation, biological process: fatty acid metabolic process. NCBI's taxonomy places the organism in Eukaryota, Metazoa, Arthropoda, Insecta, Diptera, Drosophilidae. The transcript has 3 exons.